GCUGUAGUCGACUGCGCAGAUGCAGACGAGAUUCAGACUGAGGAAACUUCAGUGUGGCAUGAGCUGACGCAGACAGAGGAAUAACAGCAACGAGCGCUUAUAAUGCCUCUUAAGAGCGGGGACGGGUGACUGAAACACUGCGCGUGCACUGGACAUGAGCCUGAUCCGCGUUCACACACAGCAGGAAGUGUGCUUGAGUGUUUCGGACCGGCUCACGUUUAACUUCGCCUCCGGACUCCGAGUGCUCGAGUGACGGAUCCGCUAUGUUGAGUUUGCGCGGUCUCCUGUUGGCCGCGGUGUGUGUCUCUGCCGUCGCGCGGGAGACGCUCGAGGAGUCGAUGGAUGAAGGACGAGGAGAUGAUAACGACAGCAGGACUCACUCACCCGACUCAUUCUCCAACUCAUCCUUGUUGACCAUCAGCUCACGAGAUCCCGAGGCGGCUCAGACCUCGGCUCCGAGAGUUACGCGCGGGGAACCCGACGGCUUCGGCAGAGCGGCGGCGGACGGGGACGAGCGAACGAGCGACUCAACGGACUCUCUCCCGUGUUCUCCGAGGGCCGACACACUCCAGACUCCUCCGGACUCGCUGACCGGCGUUCCCAGCGGAGACUCGUCUGGCCCGAAACUGCUGGACGCGGCCGAUACGUGGACGGAACCGGUCCAUCUGCGGACAGAAGCAGUGAGCGUGCUGGAGCUGGGCACCGAGGCCACCAUGCCAUCCGAAGACCUGCCACUGAUCUUCGAGGACGUCGCAUCGCCAUCCGUAGUGUCCGUCACCGUGGCGCCGGCUGCCGUGACGACGGGAGACACUGAGCGGAUGGUGUCCAUGGAUACGGUGCACACUUCCUCUGAUGUCCUUCUCUCAGGAACGCUGGACUGGCAGACGUCUGGAGCGAGAGCCUCCGUCACAGAACCUGAUCCGUCACUGGAGCGAAAGGAGCCUGAUGAAGACGAAGAGGAGGAGUCUGAGGAGGAGAGUGAGGAGGACCUGAUGGAGAGCACCCUGGCUCCACACACGCGGCCGCCCUACAGCCUGAUCCCCCCUCCCCCCGUCUGGGUGCAGCGGAACCAGGGCCUCGUGCGGAGCUGGGUGGAGCUGAUCCGAGAGAAGGCUGGUUACGUGUCGGGGAUGUUGGCGCCGGUUGGCAUCGGGAUAGCUGGUGCUCUUCUGCUGGUCGGUGCUCUUUACAGCAUCAGACUGAUCCACCGCAAGAGGAGAGACAGCUUCAAACACCAGAGGAGGAAGCCGCCCAGAGAAGUGCGUAGCGGCCCGGACAACGCCAUGCUACUGGCCGACAGCUCCGAGGACGAGUUCUGACCCGCCCGAGGCAUCUGUGCUUCAG
This is a messenger RNA of Rhinichthys klamathensis goyatoka, 1344 nucleotides long. Its product is annotated as armadillo-like helical domain-containing protein 4. Bases 264 to 1319 code for a protein of 351 amino acids. The record is from RefSeq and is a predicted model, not a curated record. NCBI's taxonomy places the organism in Eukaryota, Metazoa, Chordata, Actinopteri, Cypriniformes, Leuciscidae. The transcript is spliced from 7 exons.